Molecule: messenger RNA, 1723 nt
Organism: Topomyia yanbarensis
Lineage: Eukaryota; Metazoa; Arthropoda; Insecta; Diptera; Culicidae
Exons: 2
Coding region: 55-702 (215 amino acids)
Source: RefSeq, a predicted model, not a curated record
AUUACAAGACCUACACUAACUGGAUCGAAAGGCCAAAUAGCGGAGACAACCGUCAUGGCAGAGCAUCUUCUGCAACGCUUCGCUACCAUGGGAAGCUCCAGUACGGCUGGACCGCCUUCGUCAAUGGCGACACUUAGCCAACGGAUUCACCAUGAGCCGUUCGUCAAGUAUCCGGUUUACGGUCCCGGCUCUGGACCGGACAUCUACGAAGACGGUGGAGACUUCUGGCAGGGUGAAAGUGGUCCUGGUUUCUUCCCCGGUGGUCCCCCUGUGCCACCGCCGCCACCACUACCACCCUUUCCAUUUCGAGCUCCAUAUGGCAAGUUUGGCAAAACUCGCUUCAAGGGAGCCUCCGUCGCAGUUUUAACAUUCAUCGGAUUCCUAUUCUUCCUCAGUGUGCUACAAAACUACAUCCGGGAUUAUUCGACAACCAACACACCGACGCUUUUCAAUUCCAAAAAGGUAAUCGUCCUGUCAUCCGGGGCAACCAAGGAAAAUCAACAACAGUACCCGUUUCUACAGAAGAACGAUCUACACCUGAGCGAGGAGGAACAUGACGAGUAUCAACCCAACUACAAGAAAGCACCGGCGCACGGCAAACGUCCGAAAAAUCAGAAGCGACAAACACCGUCGAAAGUUGCACCGUCAAAGCAGGCGUCGUUUUCCGAUCUAAUCAGUGUUAGUGGGUUGAAGAAGAAGUGAAAAAUGGUAGUGAAUUUAAUUGCGUCACUAGUUUAUACUCGUAGUAAUGUUUAUUUAUUAUAGUCAGCGCUUUCAAAACAUUUAGGCAAUUUUUUUAGGAUUUUUUUCGCGUUAAUAAAAGUUAAAAGCCAUAAUGAAGGUGAUCUUUUUGGUCGCCUAAUAGUUGGAGAAUUUGACGGUAUUUUUGUUUUUGACAGUGCACUACACCGGUGUAGUCAUUCAAGCUUGAGUGUAAUCAAUCUAUUUCCUGUCUAUCCGGUAUACCAGGUAAAACCGAAAACGUUUUUGUGUCGGUAUGCGAUAACGGCACUUGCGCUGAAAUUAUCUUGAAAAUAUCGUGUAAAAACAUUCGAACAAUCUACCCUAACGGGAUUGUAGUAAUAACUUUAUUUGAAGUUAGUGGUUCGUUAAGGGAAUUCCGGUUUGGAUAGAAUCUAAUUCGGAUGAACUUCGCUGAAAGUCGGUUGCCGAUGCCCAAUCGAUUAAUUUUAUAGUUUCGGUAUCAUUCAUAGCCUUCCAGAAGUUGCAUCAAAAGGAGACCACCGUAUGCUGUCUAGUAAUCGUAGGAUGAUCUGGUGCUUACGUCAGGCCUAGACUGCCCAGAAAUAUAAUGAAUUUUUAAAAACUCAAUCGUCCCACCCCUGAGUCGAUUCCUAGUCCCACUAGGAGUACUUGCUCCAAAUUUGAAGCAAAUCGGACACGCUAGCUAAUGGACCAACGUUCCUGAAGUUUAUAUCGAAUUUUUCGUCAAUUUAUAUGCAGAAAACCCAGAUGUUCGAAAGAAUUACUGAGAAAAGCUUGUUUUACAACUAUGUAUAGGACGACUGAUUCCUAUCUCACUCCGUUGAAAAGCUAGUGUUACUUAUAAACUUAGAAUGGAAAAUUGGGAUUUGGCAGGCUUAUAUGGACACGAUCGAAAGGAACUAUGAAGAAUCCUUUGCCUUCUGCUAAGCAGGAGUUGGGCGUUGCACCCAAGUCUACUGCAUGGUCGCUGAUAGAACAUAACUCAUCGUCAUGUUUU